AUGAAAACUUUGAUCCUCUUCGCUUUGGUGUCGGUGGCGGCGGCGCGGCCCGGCGGCCUUUACUCACCUUGGGGAGGACACUCCGUGAGCGUGGUCCAGCAGCCCGUGUACUCCGCGCCGCUGGUCCAGCACCAGCCUGUGUACGCCGCGCCCGUGGUCCACGCGCCCGUCGCCGUCGCCAAGCCCGCCGCCACCAGCUACUCCUCCUUCCAGCAGGUAGUCCACCCAGUAUCGUACGCCCAGCCCGUGGUCCACGCAGCGCCGGUGGUCCAAGCUGCCCCAGUGGUCCAUGCAGCCCCGGUGGUUCACGCCGCGCCAGUGGUCCAAACCUACGCCCAGCCUUUGGUCCACUCGGUACAAGUGGCCCAACCGGUACAAAAGCUGGUCUCAUAUGGAGGUUACGGCUACGGCCACGGCUGGUAGAUGGAUUGUGAUAUGAUGAUGAUGAUGAUAAUGAUGAUUAUGUUGACAGAAUGUAAAUAAUUUAUUUUUAUUGUAACUAUGCGUCGAGAUCCAGUCCGUGUUGUGAUGCGGUGCUAAUAAAAUGUUUUAUACUGAAU
This is a messenger RNA of Plutella xylostella (diamondback moth), 560 nucleotides long. RefSeq lists its product as uncharacterized. The record is from RefSeq and is a predicted model, not a curated record. Lineage: Eukaryota; Metazoa; Arthropoda; Insecta; Lepidoptera; Plutellidae.